Molecule: messenger RNA, 3424 nt
Organism: Amaranthus tricolor (Joseph's coat)
Lineage: Eukaryota; Viridiplantae; Streptophyta; Magnoliopsida; Caryophyllales; Amaranthaceae
Product: oxysterol-binding protein-related protein 1D
Exons: 8
Coding region: 455-2986 (843 amino acids)
Cellular component (GO): intracellular membrane-bounded organelle; membrane; cytosol
Molecular function (GO): sterol binding
Source: RefSeq, a predicted model, not a curated record
CAAGAUAGAAGUGCCCAAAAUUUGCUCAUGUUACCUGUCUCCCUCCCACAAUCAUUAUCUGCCUCCUCUAAAUUAAAUUCUCUUUAUUUUCCUUUUCUUUUUUACUUCUUCUCCCUCCUUCUACCCAAAUUCAAUUCUCUCUUUAAACAAUGAACUCUUACAUUUUUCUUUUGAUUUUGCAUUCAAUUCAAUACAUUUACUUCCCAACCCAUAAUUUAAUUCAUUUAUUAUUUUAAUCUCUUUCUCUUUCUUCUAAUUGCUUUUUUUUUUUUUUUUUUUUUUUUUUUUGCUGUUGCUGUUCUGCUCUUCAUCAGUGUCAAUUUAAUGGAUCUGCAACCCACCAUUUCUCUCUCUUAAACCCACCAUUGUUUUCUCUUUCCAUCAAUGUAGUUCAACACAAAUACAAGAAAAAGAAUCAAACUUUCAUACCCUCACCAAAAACCCACAAAAACCCAUGAAUCCUCUUUGCUGCAUUGCCCCGGUUUCAGUUGAUAAAGAAAAAUCCCCAAAUGUGAUUGGAAAACCACCAGAAAUAGGGUUUGAUGCAUCGAUUUCACUAAAAGCCCAAAUCAGUAACAAUGGUGGGAUUAAUUUGGGGUUUUCUAGGCAUAGUUAUUCAGCUCAAGUGUCAUCAGUGAGUAGUAGUACAACAGUGUUGGAUCAGCUACAUCAUCAUGAGGCUGAAGAUGUGAUGUUGAUGAAUGGUAGAGAUUUGAGGGUGUAUGGUAGUAAUCAUGGGGGUGCUGUAGCUGGGAUACUUUAUAAAUGGGUGAAUUAUGGUAAAGGUUGGAGGUCAAGAUGGUUUGUAUUGGAAGAUGGGGUUCUUUCAUAUUAUAAAUUGCAUGGUCCAGAUAAGAUUUUGGUCACAAGUUCGAGCCCUAGGAGUGAGAAAAAUGGGGUGAGAGUUAUUGGGGAAGAAUCAGUUAAGUAUAUGAGGAAGAAUAAUGGUAAUGGUAAUGGUAAUGUUAGUGUUAGUAGUAAUAAUAAUAACAUUGGAACUAAUAAUUAUAGUAAUGGCAAUAGGAUUAGUAGUGGUGGUUUAUCAAGUUAUAAUAAGCAGUGGAAACCCUUUGGAGAAGUUCAUUUGAAGGUUUCUUCAGUUCGUGCAAGCAAGUCAGAUGAUAAAAGGCUGAGCAUAUUUACUGGAACAAAGACACUUCACUUGCGUUGUGUGUCUAAAGAGGAUAGAUCAGCAUGGAUCGACGCACUAUUAGCUGCUAAAGAUUUGUUCCCUAGAGUGUUGACAAGCAACGAUUUUGCUCCUGAAGACAUUGUUGUGUCCACAGAGAAGCUUCGACGAAGGAUGUUGCAGGAAGGCAUUGCGGAGCCAGUGAUUAAGGAUUGUGAGUCUAUUAUGCUUACUGAAGUCUCCGAGCUGCAGGGUCAGUUUAAAGCUCUUCAACACAAACAUGUCUCGUUGCUGGAAACUUUGAGACGGCUAGAGACCGAGAAGAUAGAGCUGGAGACGACUGUGGUUGAUGAAACAAAGAGAAGAGAUUCGUGUUGCGGACAAGGAAAUAGAAGAUUCAGUGAUUUCUACUCCAUCAUGUCUGAAGGUAGUGGGUCGGACUCUGAUGUGGAGAAUGAAAGUCAAUAUGGUGUGGACGCUGAAUCAGAUGAAGAUGAUGGCACAUAUUUCGAUACAAACGAUUAUUUGGCUUCUGAGUUUUUGAGAAGUGCUUCGUGUCGUGGACGAGAAUCCUUUGCAGAUGCUUGCAGUUCUCUAGGGCAGGAUUGUUCACAGGAGCUUCCAAUGGGUAUCAGACCCGUGGAAUACCCGUACGUCAAAAGAAGGGAUAGUUUACUGGAACCAAAGGAAAAAGAAAAGCCUAUUGGAUUAUGGUCUAUUAUCAAGGACAAUAUCGGGAAGGACCUCUCGGGAGUUUGUCUUCCUGUUUACUUUAACGAACCCCUUUCGUCGUUGCAGAAAUGCUUCGAAGACUUGGAAUAUUCAUACUUGGUAGAUAGGGCUUUGGAAUGGGGGAAGCUGGGAAAUGACUUGAUGAGAAUUUUGCAUGUAGCUGCCUUUGCAGUAUCUGGCUAUGCUUCGACAGAGGGUCGUCAAUGCAAACCUUUUAAUCCCCUUCUCGGAGAAACCUAUGAGGCUGACUACCCGGACAAAGGCCUUCGUUUCUUCUCUGAAAAGGUCAGUCACCAUCCCAUGGUUGUUGCCUGUCACUGUGAGGGCAGAGGUUGGAAAUUCUGGGCUGACUCUAAUCUCAAGGGUAAAUUUUGGGGUCGCUCCAUCCAACUGGAUCCGGUUGGUAUACUUAUGCUUCAGUUUGAAGAUGGCGAGACAUUUCAGUGGACUAAGGUGACAACUUCCAUAUACAACAUUAUAAUCGGUAAAAUUUACUGUGAUCAUUAUGGCACCAUGCGAAUCAAAGGCAGCGGAAACUAUUCCUGCAAGCUUAAGUUCAAAGAGCAAUCUAUAAUAGAUCGGAAUCCCCAUCAGGUUCAUGGUUUUGUACAAGACAAUAGAACUGGUGAGAAGGUUGCGAUGUUGGUAGGAAAGUGGGAUGAGGCAAUGUACUAUGUCUUGGGAGAUCCGACUAUGAAGCCAAAGGGUUAUGAUCCAAUGACUGAAGCUGUCUUGCUCUGGGAGAGAGACAAAUCCGUCACCAAAACCAGAUACAACCUCACACCUUUUGCAAUAUCUUUGAAUGAAUUGACACCGGGUUUGCAGGGGAAGCUGCCACCAACGGACUCAAGACUUCGGCCUGAUCAGAGACAUUUGGAGAAUGGCGAAUAUGAGCUGGCAAAUGCCGAGAAGCUCAGACUUGAACAGUUGCAAAGACAGGCUAGGAGGAUCCAAGAAAGUGGGUGGCAACCCAGAUGGUUCCAGAAAGACGAAGAAGGUUGUUACCGUUACAUUGGUGGAUACUGGGAAACUAGGGAAAAGGGGAAUUGGGAAGGAAUUCCCGAUAUAUUUGGACAGAGGAGCGAUAUACCUCUUCCUUCUUGUAGUAUACCAGAAGACGAAUGAGCGAUUUUCCUGGCCUAAAUUUGUUUCCAGAUUUUCUGCAGAAAUUCCAUUGUAGCUUUAUGUGGGGAUUGUGAGAUAUCAGGCAUUCCUCAAGUAAUUGUAUCAAAUUCGUUCUUAGGUAUAGAUGUAGCCGUGUAGGUAUUCGUCAGUGUAAGUUACGGUAGAUUUGAUCUUGUAGAUGUCACCAUUGUGCUUCAAGUACUCGGUUUUUUUACCCCAUGUUUACCGAGUACAAGUCAGAUUAUUGAACAUGCUUCAGUCGGCCUUGUUCCUGCUGUCGAUAAAUGGAAGCUCGUAUCCUGUAUUCUUAUCUGACCUAGUAUCUGUAUUCUUAUAAAUACUUCAGAAAAGAAAAAAGGAAACAAAGAUGUCCCAGGCUUUCUUCAUUGUGCACAAGUCUGAUUAGUGUUAAAGACUUGUUAGUAGUACUUUGCAGUA